AUGAUGAGGAAUGUCGAUGUUGCGGCUCCCAUCCGUCUUUACCCUGACGCGAUCGUUCAUAGUGAUGUUCUGAAUCGGCAUAUCCGCAACCAUCAUUUAGCAUCCCCGCAGGACGGGGAGAGUGCAGUUGUUCCACAAAGCGAGCCUGUGAUGGAUGAGUUGCUAGAGACGACCAAUCCUCCGCUAGAUGCUAGUUCCGGAGAGAUGAACACAGGAAGGGGGAACCUGCCGUCCAACACGCCUUCCUCGUUGCAGCGCAACACGCCGCCUGAGUGUCCGACUCCACAGGAUCUUAGUGUUCAUGACCCAGGCAAUGAUGAUUGGAAUGGCAUGCAUCUUGACGAUGACAUGCAGGGACUACAACUUCCCUGUACCGAGGGGCUACCCGGAUCCCUCGAAGAUAUUGGCGCCGUGGGAGUAACAGACGACCAGCAUCCGCCGCAACUCGCGGCUUCUCAAAGUCCUGGACGAGGAUUUACUCCAUUUAAUCCACAUAUCGACGUGUCUCUGGGAAUGACGCAGCCAUCCAUCACCUGUGGCACCUUUGAUAUCAUACCUCAUCUGGAUUUUGGCUCCGUUUUGUUGGAUGAUUUGCUUUUGACACCACCAUCGUCCCGAGAUCACAGACUCCAUCACCACCAAAAAGAUAAUAUUUCAAAGGAGCAGUUUGAGCAGGUGCGACGGCUCUGGCCCACAAGACGUCGGAAAGUCACCCUCUCCCCGUCCCCUGUGUGCUGGGAUGACAUUCUUCUCCACCCCGAAGAUAAUAUCUUCUCUUCGACUGAAUUGAAAUCCAUAGCAAGCCUUGAGUCCUCACCUGCGACCGGGUCACCCUGGGGACUUACUGAGGCUUGCCGGCACCGCCUGGCUCAAAGUAUGAUCAGCCAUGCGCCUCACAGCGCGAAUCAAACAAAUGGUCUCGACGAUCAUGGGCCAUGGAACGGUGAACCACCACCCACUGAUAUUCUAGACCUGUGCCUGGAUCUCUACUUUGGUCAAUUCCAUGUUCAUCUACCUUUUGUUCAUCCGGGGACAUUCAAAGCUUGCGAUACGCCCAGUAUCCUGCUGUUUCCUAUGUGCUUGGUGGGUAUGAUGAUCCUUAACAGAAAGACAGCUCACAAAUUGAUUGCCAACCAUCUACCGGGCGCCAUUGACCACUGUAGAGCUGAGCUGAAAUCCCAAACUCUCCGCCACUGCCCAGGCCCGGAGUUAUUGACUGUCCUGGGUAGCGCUUGCCUCCUUUUAUUUAUUGCCGCCUCGACGGCUGAAAUAGCCUUUGAAGACCGACGGCAGUCGCUUUAUGAAGAAGCAAUGGCUAAAGAUAGGGGACUUUUCGACUCGCGUAGUUACAGCUACACUCUCAUUCAAGCUGUGGGAGAUGAGAACAUCAUGUGGAAAGCGUGGGCUCGGAUCCAAUCCGCUCAACGUCUUACGGCCUGCCUGAUUUUGGCUGAUGUAUACUCGGCACACAUGCUGAAUGUUGCGCCUAUCCUUUCACCUGAGAAGGUGUAUAUGCCGCUUAUAUGCCGUGAUUCCUUGUUCACAGUGUAUUCCUCACAUAAGUGGAAAGCCCUCAUUGCGGUCGAGGACCCAUGGAGACAGCCGCUCUCUGUGGUACCUGAUAUACAGAAUCUUCCAUCAGGGCUCACUGGACUGGGACUUCAAACAGCUCUUACAUUAAUAUGGCUCCGUAUGCUCAAACCUCGCCCCCAAACGCAAGGCCGCGCGGCCCUUGUGUUUGAGCCCUGGACGCCCAACGGUACCCUAUCGUGUGAAGACACGGAGACCGGCAAUGCACCUUCUAUUGGAUCUUGUCUGGCUUCGGCUUUUGAGGUUUACCGGUCGGAGCUCAAGGACGGAAAUGCGAACUCACUGAUCCUAUGGCAUUACUUAUGUCUUCGUCUCACGAGUGACCUUGGUGUUAUCGAGGAUGCGGCCGGUCGGAAUGGCCCUGAAGCUGCAAUGGUAGCCCUUGAACGACUGAGGCUAUGGGCCAACUCCCCUAGUGCUCGCCGUGCCUGCCUACACGCGGCUCAGAUGUUCGUGACCAUCAAUAAUCAUCGUGUCUCUGAUGGAUUGAUGCUUCAUUCGGAAAUGGCGUUAUUUAAUGCAGCACUUGUCAUGGGGUUUUAUUUACUCACGGCUCCUAACUUCAAAUCGAGCGAUGGCCCGUGUUAUGACAUCCUUGAGGAGGUGGACUGGAUGCAUCUGGGGGCAUUGGGGUUGGAGUCACAGCCUCCGGACGAAGCCGUUUCUUCAGUCUCGGCAGCUGCUGGAUUCAUCCAGAAUGGUGGUCCAGUUUCCUUCCACGGUGCAGAAUAUUGCAGUAAAUACGGUGCGGCCCGGAGGUCGUUUAUGAAUGUUGCUUCUCAACUUGAAGAAGUGGGUAAAUGGAAUGUCCAGGAGUAUUGCAACGUGCUGCAUAUAAUCAGUGACACCCUGUUGACACCUGAUGGUCAGAAUGCCAGAUUAUGA
Molecule: messenger RNA, 2475 nt
Organism: Penicillium cataractarum
Lineage: Eukaryota; Fungi; Ascomycota; Eurotiomycetes; Eurotiales; Aspergillaceae
Exons: 6
Coding region: 1-2475 (824 amino acids)
Biological process (GO): regulation of transcription by RNA polymerase II; DNA-templated transcription
Cellular component (GO): chromatin
Molecular function (GO): zinc ion binding; RNA polymerase II cis-regulatory region sequence-specific DNA binding; DNA-binding transcription factor activity, RNA polymerase II-specific
Source: RefSeq, a predicted model, not a curated record